This is a messenger RNA of Pipra filicauda (Wire-tailed manakin), 3988 nucleotides long. RefSeq names its product family with sequence similarity 83 member H (gene SACK1H). Gene Ontology annotation, molecular function: keratin filament binding. The record is from RefSeq and is a predicted model, not a curated record. Lineage: Eukaryota; Metazoa; Chordata; Aves; Passeriformes; Pipridae. The coding region runs from base 378 to 3764 and encodes 1128 amino acids. Gene Ontology annotation, cellular component: keratin filament. The transcript has 5 exons. Gene Ontology annotation, biological process: protein localization to cytoskeleton; intermediate filament cytoskeleton organization; positive regulation of cell migration.
CUGCUCGGCCCCGCUCCCAGCCCCGAGCUGGUCUGACAGGCUCGGGGCAGACGGGAAGGGAGAGGCCUCCGGCGGCUCAGGAAUGCACAGCCCUUAUCUCUGGCUCCCUGCGCCUGGGGAGGGAACAGCUCUCCGGAGUUUGCCUUUCUCUCGCUCUUACUCACCCCCGCUCUGCCCUGGGUGGAGCCUCACUCUCCAGGCUCCCAGGUGAAUCAGGUUGCAGGCACGUCCAGGUGAGCAGAGAGUGACCCACCACCUGCCCCGGCUCACCUGGGAAGGCAGGAGAAGGGCAGGGACCUCGUGGGUACCUGCAUGGCCACCUGAGUCAGAGUGACCCACCACCAGCCCGGCUCCCCUGGGAAGCUCUCCCUCCCCUCAUGGCUCGUCGGUCCCAAAGCUCCUCGCAGGGGGACAAUCCCCUUGACCCCAACUACCUUCCCCCCCACUACAAGGAGUAUUACCGCUUGGCGCUGGACGUGCUCACAGAGGAGGGCAAGGAGAGUUACCAGCGCUUCCUGGCAGAGGAGGCAGCCCCCGACUUCCUCUGCGGCUCCGAGGUGGAUCACAUCAUCCAGAACCUCCAGAAGCCCCAGUAUGCCAACCAGGAGGGCAGCACAGACACCACAGGGGACAAUGACAUGGACGGAUCCUCCGGGACUUACUGGCCCAUGAACUCAGACCUUGCCGUUCCUGAGCUUGACCUGGGCUGGCCAAUGGUCUUUGGGUUCAGGGGAACAGAGGUGACAACCCUGGUGCAGCCACCUCCCCCGGACAACCCCAGCAUUAAGGAGGAGGCUCGCAGGAUGAUUCGAGCAGCUCAGCAGGUGGUGGCCAUCGUGAUGGACGUUUUCACAGACGUGGAUCUACUGUUUGAGGUGCUGGAUGCUGCUUCUCGACGAGUGCCUGUCUACAUCCUGCUGGAUGAAAUGAACUCCCAGCUUUUCCUUGAUACAGCUGCCAAGUGCAGAGUCAACCUGAACUAUGUGGAGUUCCUGAGGGUGAGGACAGUGUCUGGCCCAACUUACUACUGCCGCACGGGGAUGUCCUUCAAAGGGCACCUGAAGGAGAAGUUCCUGCUGGUGGACUGCAUGGUGGUACUCAGUGGCAACUACAGUUUCAUGUGGUCCUUCGAGAAGAUCCACAGGAGCAUCGCGCACAUCUUCCAGGGCGAGCUGGUGGCCAGCUUUGAUGAGGAAUUCCGCAUUUUGUUUGCACAGUCGGAACCUCUCGUUCCUCCAGCCAAUGUCCUGGCAAAGGCAGAGAAUGCCUUCGCCAUGGCUCCCUUUGGCAAUAACAUGCCUUUCUUUCCCAAAAAAGGCCCCCUGAUGUUCCAGAGGGAUGACAGUCUCUUCCCCUCCUUCAUGGACAGAGUGGAUCCGGACAGGUACUUCCUCUCCAAUUUUCGGCGGGAUGACAUGCUGCGGCACACCGUGGAGGGGUCAGCCAUGCGGAUGUAUAAAAAGGUGGAAAUGGAGAAUUCCCAGAUGGAUCCGGUCAGGGGCUUCCUCCGUUCCAAGCAGCUAGAGCUGGAUGCCUUUAAGAGACACAGUUUUGCAGAAGGAACAUUUGAAAAUUUUGCUUCUUCCAAGCAGUAUGCCCGGCAGAUGUUCAUGAACAACAUGGAUGAGUUCAAAAUCCAAUCCAGUCAUUUCCAGAAGGACCAGUUCUACCAGUACCAGUUUGAACAUCCCCAUCUCUCUGGCAGACCUCAGGGAUUCUUUGACAGGAUUCGAGGGGGAAGGCCGGGAUUCAAUGAACUGGAAGACUAUGGAGAGGGACCCCGAUACCCUGAACUGGAACCCAGUUUCUCACAGGAAGGUUUCCCCUUACGGCUGGAUUACGUACCCUCAAAUUCUUCCAGGGAGGUGAGACACGGCUCCGACCAGCUGAACCCUGCAGGCAAUGGCCCGAUGGGAAUGAUGUUACGGAGGCAGAAUAUAGGACAGAAAUUCAUUUGCCAGACUUCUCCCACGCAGAAGCAGAGCCUGGAGCAGCGCUUGUUCCUACAGGACAAGGACGAGGACCAGGACGAUGACAAGAACACACAGGAAAACAGAACAGGGUUACGGAACUGGAGGAUAUCUUCGUACCUCAGCGCGUACCAGUCUGAACCGGAUGAAGGGCUCCCAAUGCCGAUGGAGUCCGAGGCGUAUAAUGAUGCUCUUGGGGAUCCCCUCCCAAAGCACCCCGCUGACCUCAUCCCAGCCUUCAAAUCCCCCACAUCUUUCAAUAGCAAGGCACUGGGAAUUGACAGUGCCAAGGAAUUUGCGGAUCCUGAUAGAGCAGGUGAAGAAACCUCGAUAAUGAAACCAGAUGCCUUCAGGUCCAGGAUAAAUCCCUUGAUCCAGAGGAGUUCCAGGCUCAGGUCCUCUCUGAUUUUCAGUGCUGCCAAAUUAGAUCAGCCCAACACCACAAUAGAAAAGGUGCAGAUGAUCCAAAAAGAGCAGAUGUCCAGUGAGGUGACGAAGGACAAUGAAACCAUCAAGACGGCCACCUCCUCCAAAGUGGCUGAGCUGCUGGAGAAGUACAAAGCCGUGGGCAAGGACACAGAGCGGGGCACAGUCACCCACACCAAAGCUGUUUCAGGUUACCUACAGGAGGAAUCACAGAACACGGAGAAGAAAUGUACCAAAUCCGUGCAAUAUAAGAUUCUGGAGAGCAGGGUGCUGGACUCCAAAGACUCCUGCAGUACUUACAAAAUGCACGGAGAGUUGGACAGAGCAUUCGGAAUGGCCUCAUCCACCCCCCAGCUUGGGGAUGCAUUGAGUAAGGAUCCCCUGGCACAUCUUGGCACUAAGGUGGACAAGCUGUCAUCUCGGUUUUACCCGAUUGAGAACAAACCUGCUCUUCCAGAGAAGGAGAGUCUGAUAUAUGUAGGAGACACUCAGAAAUUGGCUCUUCCAGAGAAGAAGGACAGGGUGACCUUCAGAGAAGACACUCCAAAGUUAGUCAACACAGAAAUGAAGAAACCACAAGUUAGGACAAGUACCACAUCCUCAGCUCUGGAAAGCCUGUCUAGGAGUCCAGGGUCUGACAGCUCUCUCAAUAAAUCUGAGGAAGACUGUUCAAAACAAGAGCAAAAUCCCAUGGAAUUUUUAAGAAAAGGGUCACUACGACUGAAGCAGCUUUUAAACCCAAAAGGUGAAAAGAAGUUUGAGGAGGAACCCGCUUCUGAGAGUGGAAAAUGUGACAAGCAGGCAGUGGUGCUCAAACGAUCGUCCAUAGGGGACUGCCAGGAAGCAAUGGAAGAAGAAAAAUCCCACAAAUUCGCAGCACCGCUCCCCCCCAAGAGCAGCCAGACAACGCAGGGGAGGUUCCCUUCCUCCACAGCCAACAUCCUGUACAGCAGCAACCUGCGUGACGACACCAAGGUGAUCCUGGAGCAGAUCUCUGCCAACAGCCAGAAGAACAGAGCCGAGCUGGCCAAGCAGCUGCCAUCCACCAGCAACCCUGACCUCUCCAGGUCAACCAUGAGCUUGGAAAGAAAAGGGGAGAAGGAGAAAAGCUGCAACAUCCACAGGUCGGAGAGCUUUGGGAGCCAGAAACGGAACUUCCAGCGGCAGCCGUCGGAGGACAGAGACACCCUCCUGAAAAAAAUGGAGAACAUGCGGAAGGAGAAGCGAGUCUACAGCAGGUUCGAGGUGUUCUGCAAGAAGGACGAACACACGAGUCCGAGUGAAGAGGAAUAUGACACAGAUGCCAAAGACAAGAAGAUGGGAAAAUUCAUGCCCAAAAUCCUGGGGACCUUCAAGACCAAAAAAUGAUCGUAAAAAUCCUAUUUAAUUCCAUUUAAUCACUGACUGUCACAGGGGAAGGAGGAAGAAACUUGUUUAUGAUGACUACAAACCCCACAGGCAAUGCUCUUCUGGGUAAGUGAGCAGAAACAUGUCCAGCAUGAGCCUCCCACGGCACAGUUCGCUCCAUAAAGUCAGGUGGUAUCAAACAACCUUAUUACACUAUGUUCCUAAUAAAAUUAUUGAACUGCCAA